Messenger RNA from Durotheca rogersii, 1993 nucleotides. Its product is annotated as histone deacetylase phd1. Lineage: Eukaryota; Fungi; Ascomycota; Sordariomycetes; Xylariales; Xylariaceae. The record is from RefSeq and is a predicted model, not a curated record. Bases 124 to 1623 code for a protein of 499 amino acids. The transcript is spliced from 2 exons. Gene Ontology annotation, molecular function: histone deacetylase activity.
CUCCCUACACUGCAUGCACACUGCCCUACUUGCCUGCUGGCCUCGUCCCGCCGUACACACGUCCUUGCUCUCCCCAGGGCGCUCCCGAGUUCUGUCACACGCCCAUCCCCUGGUUGGUUCGCGAUGGAGGAAGAUCCGGCAAAUCAUUACUCGCUGCGGAUCCCGAAACCAAACUAUCUCCCUCACAAAGUUGCGGUGGAUGAGCCGGUAGUAAAGAAGUUCUACAAGCCGCUGGAUCGGCCGUCCGACCUGGAAAACGUCGCCUAUCUGAACAAGAUCAAGCGCUUCGCCCACGAACAUGGCAUCACGAGACCCAAGGGCUAUACCGUCUCCUUCCACUACAACCCCGAGAUGGAGAGGCACCAUUUCGGCCAGACGCACCCCAUGAAGCCUUGGCGCUUGACCCUCACCAAGAGCCUGGUCUCGGCCUACGGUAUGAAUUUCGCCAUGGACAACUACACCGCCCGGGCCGCCACCUACGAGGAGCUUACGGCCUUCCACACCGACGACUACGUCGAAUUCCUCGCCUCGGUCCAGCCUCAGCCGCUCCCCCUCGACGUCGACAACUCCCACCCGGAUCUCAAAUUCAAUCUGGGCGGCAGCGACUGCCCGCUCUUCGAGGGACUGUACGAUUACUGCUCCAUGUCUGCCGGCGGUUCUCUGGAUGCCGCGAGGAAACUGUGCGCGAAGCAGUCCGACAUUGCCGUAUCCUGGGGCGGAGGCCUUCACCACGCCAAGAAGUCGGAGGCGUCGGGAUUCUGUUACAUAAACGACAUCGUCCUCGGCAUCCUACAGCUGCUGCGCGUCCACCCCCGAGUGCUCUACAUCGAUAUCGACGUGCAUCACGGCGACGGCGUCGAGGAGGCUUUCUUCUCCACCGACCGGGUCAUGACGGUCUCCUUCCACAAAUAUGACCCCCAAGUCUUCUUCCCCGGCACCGGCGGCUUGGAAGAUAACGGCCCGCGGAGCGAGCACAAUCCGGGAGCGCACCAUGCCAUCAACGUGCCGUUGAACGACGGGAUCACGGACGAGCAGUACGAGUGGCUCUUCAAGAGCAUCAUCUCCAGGUGCAUCGAGAAAUUCCAGCCCGGUGCCAUCGCCCUCCAAUGCGGCGCCGACUCGCUCGCCGGGGACCGGCUGGGCAAGUUCAACCUCCUCGUCCAGGGCCACGCCUCGUGCGUGCAGUACUGCAAGAGCCUCAACAUCCCCAUGCUCAUGUUCGGCGGCGGGGGCUACACGCCGCGGAACGUCGCGCGCGCCUGGGCGUACGAGACGUCGGUCGCCAUCGGCCACAACAAGGACAUCCCGACCGAGCUCCCGAUCCACACGCCCUGGCGCGAGCGGUUCCGGCAGGACACGCUGCUGCCCACGCUGGAGCAGAUCCUGGGCGAGCCCCGCCAGAACAAGAACUCGCAGAAGAAGCUGCUGGACAUCAUCGAGCACGUCACCGAGCAGCUGCGCUUCGUCGAGGCCGCGCCCAGCGUCCAGUUCUCCACCAUCCCGCCCGACCUGGGCCCCAUCCGGGACGAGGUCGAGGCGCGGAUAAAGGAGGAGGUCGACGAGAAGGACGAGCUAGGGCGGAGGCUCCGAGAGGAGGCGAUGGGCGAGCCUAUGGAGCUGUAAUAAUGUCUAUUGCCAGAGGAGGGACGCAGAUACACUAUACCCGUAUGGUUUUUGGGAGGGAUGUGCAGGAGACCCGGGCGCGGCGUGGCAAGACACGUCUCGGUGGACUGGCGAGGCGGAGAGGUGUGGCGAGGAGGUGUCGAUUUGCACGGAUACCCCGCGGCCGGCAAGCGUCUCGCGGCGCUGGCGCUCGCAACGAUCCUAUCUACCCUGUCCGAGGACCCCCCUCGUGCUGAUGGAAACGAGGCGGUGUCGCGUCGAUAUCGAAACUCCCCCGAGGGGGCCAUGUGUAUAGAAACGUAAAAAGGGGGGGGGGAAACGUCGAACUAAUGAAAGAAAAAAAUUUUGAACACAACCGAAUGCCGUGGGG